Messenger RNA from Coniophora puteana RWD-64-598 SS2, 2163 nucleotides. Its product is annotated as RNI-like protein. Gene Ontology annotation, molecular function: protein binding. Gene Ontology annotation, biological process: SCF-dependent proteasomal ubiquitin-dependent protein catabolic process. The record is from RefSeq and is a predicted model, not a curated record. The transcript has 8 exons. Lineage: Eukaryota; Fungi; Basidiomycota; Agaricomycetes; Boletales; Coniophoraceae. Bases 22 to 2055 code for a protein of 677 amino acids. Gene Ontology annotation, cellular component: SCF ubiquitin ligase complex.
CACUCUACCAUCAACUCUGCCAUGUCUCGCCGUCGAAACAACGCUGUGAGAGGUCCCACCUCCGCUCUCACCGAUUUCCUGCGGGAAUCCGGCAUUGACGCACGCACCAUCGCUCGGCGCGUCGCCACACAGAAUGUUCAGGAACAAGAGCAGGAUGAAGCCGGACCAAGUAAUGCUGCCGUCGGACCUAGCACCGCGCAGGGAGAAGAAGGAGGCGAGGACGACAAUGCUGGCGCUGAAGUGGAGCAGGCUGAGGCCUCGACGAGUAGGGCGCGGACGACGAGGGCGAACGGCUACACCUCCGACCAGCUCGACGACCCAGAGGAAGAGGCCGAGGCGUCCCCCGCCAAGAAGCGACGCACGAACACCAGAGCGGCGAAGGCGAAGGCGAAGAAGAAGGCCAAGGACGACGGAGACUACGAGGGCUCGUCGGAGGACGAAUACAAGGCCCUGUCAAAGAGCCUAUAUCGCACUGGCGCUGGACGCAAGCCUGAUGUAGGCAAUAUCGAGAACUGCGCCAAGUGCCAGAACAAGUUCACGGUGACAAAGUACACGAUGGCAGCGAAUCCCGGCCCCGGGUGGCUAUGCCACAAGUGCGCCAAGGCGUCGGGCAUCGACCCCUUCAAGAAGCCCGCAGUACCGAGGAAGCGUAACCGCGCGGAUAAGAGAGAGGUCGUUCAUUAUGAGGAACGUCGGUUCCCCAGUCUUGCUUCCAUCUGCAUACAGCUCAUCUCCAAGUAUAUCGACGACGUGGAGGGCUUUGGAGACAUCGGCUCUGUCAAUGUCGAUGAGCUGGCGAAAGCGCUCGCGAAGAACCGUGGUUUAACGCCGCAGAACGCGCAUCUGUUCUACGACGUGCAGAAUACCAAAGUCAGCUUGUAUGAUGCCACCAACCUGACCCCAGACGCAUUCAUCACGCUCUCGUCUCUCAAUCCCAAUCUGACUACGCUUCACCUCUCUUUCUGUGGUCGCCUCGACGACCAAGCCAUGGUCGCCUGGACUCGUGGGCUCCCCUCGCUCACCCAUCUUGACCUGCUCGGCCCCUUCCUCGUGCGCAUCCCUGCCUGGCUCGAGUUCAUCAAAUCCAAGCCGGGCCUCAAGACCUUCAGGAUCACGCAGAGCCCCCGCUUUGACGCCGCCUGCACAGCAGCGCUCGCGGAGCACUGCACCCAGCUCGAAGACCUGCGCCUGCGCGAGAUCGGCAAGCUCAGCGACGACAACCCAGACGAGCCGUUCAUCGAGCACCUCGUGGCGCUCCCACAACUGAAGGCGCUCGACCUGAGCUGCCCCGGCGGACACGUCAGCGAAGAGAGUCUCAUCGCGAUUAUGGAGCGGCACGGGCCGACGCUGGAGAGCCUCGAUUUAACGGACCACGGUGGCGUCACGAACGGGUUCCUCCUGCGCGGCGUGAGGAGGUACGCGCGGAGGCUCGCGGCGCUGACGCUGGACAACACGCAGGAGCUGACGGAUAAGGGCGUCGCGAGGUUCUUUUCCUCGUGGGAGCGUGGUGCCGCCGCGGAGGCGGACGCCGAGGACGACGUCGAGGAGGCCGCCGAAGAAGAUGACGAGAGCGCGAUGUCUGUCGACGGCGAUGACGACGACGAAAAUGGGGAUGUGGGCGCGGAUAACGGUGCCCAGGCUAACCCAGCCUCGACAUCCCCUCCAGCUCCAGCUCUGGCUCCAGCGAUGCCCACAGAUCCAGCCUUCGUCCCAAACCCGGGCUUGCACACCGUCUCCUUCAACCGCAACCACCUCCUCAGCAGCGCCUCGGUCGACGCGCUGAUAUCCCACUCGGCGCGCACGCUCGAGGACGUGAACCUGAACGGGCUCAAGAGCGCAUCGGCCACGUCGCUCGCGCGGCUGAAGGAGGCGAAGGAGCUGCGCAGGCUCGACGUGGGGUGGUGCCGCGAGAUGGACGACUUUGUGCUCAAGGAGGUUGUGGACAGCUGCACGAAGCUCAAGGAGGUGCGUGUCUGGGGGUGCAGUCGGGUGAGGGGCGUCGGCGUGAAGAGGAGGGGCGUUGUCGUUCAUGGGAUUGAACCUAAUGCUGGUUGAUGAUAAGCAUUGUUGCCUUUGUAUAUUAUAUUAAUUGCUGGUCUCCUUCGCCUAAACACCUUCUCGGCGCAUUACUAAUGAAUAAAUUGUGUCUAUACCAACUGUUCU